Molecule: messenger RNA, 1663 nt
Organism: Rosa rugosa (rugosa rose)
Lineage: Eukaryota; Viridiplantae; Streptophyta; Magnoliopsida; Rosales; Rosaceae
Product: light-inducible protein CPRF2
Exons: 6
Coding region: 121-1398 (425 amino acids)
Biological process (GO): regulation of DNA-templated transcription
Molecular function (GO): DNA-binding transcription factor activity
Source: RefSeq, a predicted model, not a curated record
CCCAUUUAAUACACAUCAAUUGAUUCCCAAUUUUCCAUAGUGAUAGUAAAAGUAGACAUAUUAAAGGAUCCCAAAUCAGAUAAAAUCCAAACUAGACAAUAGGAGAGAGAAAAACAAAAGAUGGAUAGGGUGUUCUCUUCCAUGGGUGAAAUGUCAGACCAUCUCUGGUCUUCUUCUUCUUCUGCACCAGUACCACCUGGAACUAAUGUGAAUGAAGAUGAAGAUGAGCUUUCCAAAAUGAACAGGAGCGCUUCAGAGUGGGCCUUCCAGCGUUUUCUCCAACAAGAAGCCUCUGUUUCACCUUCAUCUUCCUCACAAGCUCAAAAUGAUGUUGAAGAAACCAAGGUCAAUGCAACAAGUAUGGCCUUACCAAAUGGGCCAAACCCCACAAACACUAACAGCAGUGCGGCGCCGUUUAAGGCUCCUAAUGUUCCUGUUGAUUCUGAGGAGUACCAGGCCUUCCUCAAGACCAAGCUCGAUCUGGCUUGUGCUGCUGUGGCCUUGUCUCGUGUAAAGGGAUCUUUAGUGAAAGCUCAAGAUUCUGCUUCUUUAGCUGACAGUGGGCAACAGGCUUCCGAUGCUUUGCAACUGGGUUCUCAAGCCCCCCUUGAAGGAGCUGGGAAUGAUUUAUGCAGGUCAUAUGAUAAGAAUGCUACUGCACCACUUGGAAUUCCUUUAUUGCCAACGAUACAGAGUAGAUCUGGGGCUUCAAUAAGGCAAGCAACAAGUGGAUCAUCAAGAGAACUCUCAGAUUAUGAGGAAGUUGAAGGAGAAACUGCAAUGACUGAAAAUAUGGACCCUACUGAUGUGAAACGUGUGAGGAGAAUGCUCUCUAAUAGAGAAUCAGCUAGACGCUCAAGAAGAAGAAAGCAGGCCCAUUUGACUGAGCUUGAGACACAGGCAUCUCAAUUAAGAGUUGAGAACUCCUCUUUAUUGAAGCGUCUGACUGAUAUAAACCAGAAGUACAAUGAAGCAUCUGUUGACAACAGAGUUUUGAGAGCUGAUAUUGAAACAUUGAGAGCAAAGGUAAAGAUGGCUGAGGAGACGGUGAAAAGACUAACCGGAUCAAACUCUUUGUAUACUAUGUCAGAUGUGUCCUCAAUCAGCAUGGCACCAUUUGAUGGAAGCCCUUCAGAAACAUCAGCAGAUGCUGCUGUUCCCGUGCAAGAUGACCCAAACCAUCACUAUUUCCAACCUGCUUCCACUAACUCUAUGCCAACUGACUUCAGAGGCAACAAUGAUUUGGCAGAUAAUACCCCUUCAGUUGAAAAUGCGCAGCAGACUUCUGCAGCAACAUCAACAGAAGUGGUGGGAAACAAGAUGGGACGAACACUUUCCUUACCGCGAGUUGCUAGCUUAGAGCAUCUCCAGAAGCGGAUCCGCGGUGGAGAGCAAUAGUUUACAAGCUCAAUGAUCAUCAAAGCAUGAGGAAGGAUUUAUUGAAGAAUGCUGUUGCAAUAUUAUUUUGGGGCUUAGUUAUGUAAAAAUUCCUAUCACUUACCCCAACUACAUUGAUGGAUAUUUUUACCAUCUACCUCGUCAUGUGAUGCCAUGCAUGGAAAAGACUAUUAAUCACAUUGCUUCCAUAAGCCGGUAAAUGUCUCUGCUUGAGAGCUGAUUACUGCAUCAGUGAUUUAUUUGCAUAGAAAUUCUAAUUAGUUCA